AUGGCCACACCUCUUCCGAUGGCAACCACAGCCACAGGACACGGCGGGAUGCCGCCCCCUCGCCCUCACCUCCGUCGCGGCGGGGCGAGCCCAAGGGGCGCCCAACGGCAGGGUGGAGGUGACAGUGCGCGCGGUGGUGACGAGGAUCCGAGCGAGCGGCACAAGCUGGGGUGGGAGCGGGAGUUGUGUCUAGAGACCAAGAGGGAGACCGCAGGGGUGGGCAGGGGCGCCGUAGCCCGUCGAUGGAGCUACUGUGGCGGCGCGGUUGUGCUCGGGCGUGUCCAUGCCGCCGCGCCCGAUCUUGGAGAAGGACUCCGCCAUGGACGCGUGGAGCUGGCGCGAGCGGCAAUGGAGAGCAGGAGCACCGCGCUCGCGCAGUUGCCGGGCCGCGGCGGCUGCAGGCUCUGGCUCGCCACCUUCGCCGCAGCGGAGGACGCCGCGCGCGCCCACGACGCCGCCAUGCUCGCGCUCCGCAGCGACCCCGCGCCGGGGUCGUGCUGGCCGUCGAGGGGUGCCUCCGCGCGCGGUCAGCCGCCGAGGACGCCAUGUCUGCCACCAGGGCGCAGCCUCGGAGUUGUCGGACCCAGCGGAGGUGCCGGUGGCGGUGGGUGA
Messenger RNA from Miscanthus lutarioriparius, 612 nucleotides. Lineage: Eukaryota; Viridiplantae; Streptophyta; Magnoliopsida; Poales; Poaceae. The record is from the annotation of a GenBank genome assembly.